This is a messenger RNA of Aspergillus eucalypticola CBS 122712, 1587 nucleotides long. RefSeq names its product glycoside hydrolase family 35 protein. Gene Ontology annotation, cellular component: vacuole. Gene Ontology annotation, biological process: carbohydrate metabolic process. NCBI's taxonomy places the organism in Eukaryota, Fungi, Ascomycota, Eurotiomycetes, Eurotiales, Aspergillaceae. The transcript is spliced from 4 exons. The record is from RefSeq and is a predicted model, not a curated record. Bases 1 to 1587 code for a protein of 528 amino acids. Gene Ontology annotation, molecular function: beta-galactosidase activity.
AUGGGAGAAUGGACUUUAGAUGUGCGGCAAAGAUUGAAGGCAAAUGGCUUCAACACACUUAGGUUCGUGUUGGCUCCUCUACUAAAUGGACAUCCCAUUAAUGUCAGCUAUAGUGUCUACUUCUUCUGGAGUUAUCACUCUGCUUCCAGGGAUGCAUAUGAUUUUGAAAGUGGGGCACAUAACAUACAGCGUCUUUUUGAUAUGGCCAAACAGACAGGCCUAUGGGCAAUUGCCCGACCGGGUCCUUAUGUCAACGUAAGCAGCCAUAAUGGCUCACAACCCGAGGUUACAUGGAACAGACUGACUCAUAGAUUUCAAAAAGGCACAACAAAUGCGGGCGGUUUAGCUCUAUGGGGCUCUGAUGGCUCCAUGGGAAAGCUGCGGACCUCAGAUGAGGCCUAUCAUCAAGCUUGGCUUCCAUAUAUGAGGAAGGUCGGACAAAUCAUUGCAGCGAACCAAAUCACAAAAGGUGGUCCCGUCAUACUCUUCCAGGUAGAAAAUGUCGAAUGGAACGGCCAGCUGCUCACAGCAACCAAGACGCCCUAUGGCUCCUACACAGCCCAAAUACCUGGUACAGAAAACCGAUCAGUAACACUUCCACGUUUUAAUUACUGGCGCUCAGCAGAAUCACUCCCCGAUAUCCAGCCAGAUUUUGACGACUCCAGAUGGACGGUCGCGAACAAGAAUAGUACUCUCAGCCCACAAGCCCCUCUUACCCUGCCAGUUCUUUUUAGCUCCGACUAUGGUUACUACGCCGGAGCCAAAAUAUACCGUGGCUACUUUGAUGGCAUCGAACACACUGCAGUCAACAUUACCGCCUCUGGAGGUCUUGCGUUCGGGUGGAACGCAUGGCUAACCGGACAUCUCAUUGGGGGCCACCCUGGCGAUCCCGAUCUAUCAGCCACAAAUAUGACUCUAACGCUUCCAGUGUCCCAUCUCAAGAAGAGGAACAAUGUCAUCACAGUCUUAGUUGACUACCAUGGCCACGAUGAAACUGAUAUCCCUAACGGCGCUGAAAAUCCCAGAGGCAUUCUCGGCGCGUAUCUCCUUCCAGGAGGGACACGAACAGCAACCGGGUUCAAACUAUGGAAGAUUCAAGGUAAUGCUGGUGGUUCGAAGGAUAUUGACCCAGUCCGUGGACCCAUGAAUGAGGGUGGCCUCUAUGCUGAACGACUAGGCUGGUUCCUCCCUGGCUUUCCGGCUUCAGAUGACAAGGAGUUCAAGAGUACUUCCAGUCCGCUAGACGGCCUCUCAGAAUCAGGUGUCCGCUUCUAUGUCACAACAUUCAAUCUUGAUAUCCACAGUGAUCUAGACGUACCCAUUGGUGUUUCUCUCUCAGCGCCAAAUGGCACCAUAGCACGUGUAAUGCUUUGGGUCAAUGGGACGAAGUUUCCUAUCCCUCCGGGAAUCAUCAACAACCGGGGUCAGAAUACAUUAGCCUUGAGUGUGUGGGCGCAAACAGAUGCCGGUGCGAAGCUCGACACUGUGGAGCUGUUUACUUAUGGGUUGUAUCAAACGGACUUUCAGUUCUAUCGGAACUGGAGUUAUUUGCAGCCAAGGUGGGAGGAUAGAAGCAUGUGGUCUUAG